This is a messenger RNA of Apis dorsata (giant honeybee), 551 nucleotides long. RefSeq names its product CDGSH iron-sulfur domain-containing protein 3, mitochondrial. Gene Ontology annotation, molecular function: 2 iron, 2 sulfur cluster binding. Gene Ontology annotation, cellular component: intracellular membrane-bounded organelle. Lineage: Eukaryota; Metazoa; Arthropoda; Insecta; Hymenoptera; Apidae. The record is from RefSeq and is a predicted model, not a curated record. The coding region runs from base 90 to 503 and encodes 137 amino acids. The transcript has 2 exons.
GUAAUAAAACAUCCCUAUAAAAAUAUAUUGGUAACUUGUUCUUGUUAAGGUAUAUCAAGAUUAUACGAUUAUAAUAUCAAGUAUCAAUCAUGUAUUUAAUUUUAAAGGAAAUUCGACAAUUUGUACAUUUUAUUUCGAAACAUCGAUAUAUUAGAUAUUAUUGUAAGAAAGUAGAAGAUGAUAUGGAAAUUCCUACAAAUCCAUUAAAACAAUAUUAUAGUGCAAAUGAUCAAGUUACUAAUGGUGUUGUAUAUGAUUAUAAACCCUUCAAAUAUACUUGUAUAGCAGGUAAAAUAUAUUCAUGGUGUUUAUGUGGUAAAAGUAAUAAACAACCAUUUUGUGAUGGUACUCAUAGAAAUCAAUUUCUUCAAAUUAAACAAAAACCUAUACGUUUUACUGUUAAGGAAACCAAAGAUUAUUGGCUCUGUAAUUGUAAACAAACAUCAAAUCGACCAUUCUGUGAUGGUACACAUUUAAAUGAAAAUAUUGUACCAAAGAAAUAAUUAAUUAUAUAAAUAUAUAAAGCAAUAAUUCAAUUGUUAGUAAACAAA